Messenger RNA from Coprinopsis cinerea okayama7#130, 771 nucleotides. RefSeq lists its product as hypothetical. The coding region runs from base 1 to 771 and encodes 256 amino acids. NCBI's taxonomy places the organism in Eukaryota, Fungi, Basidiomycota, Agaricomycetes, Agaricales, Psathyrellaceae. The record is from RefSeq and is a predicted model, not a curated record. The transcript is spliced from 3 exons.
AUGCACCCCAUCGCCACCACAACAAUCUUUUCUGCUUUCUUACUCUCCUCUGCCCUCGCUCAAAACGGGGCCGAGGUUAUAACAUUCUACGAACCCAAACUCCCCACGAUGCAAGGCUUUCCGCGAGGCUUUUGGCAAACACGCGGCGCCUCAGCUCUCUCGGUUGAUUCCGAGGGGUACACGCACUACGUCGCGUCGCAGGUUCAAACGCUCGGUGUUGGUCCGAUGGGAACCUACCUCUCCACUCCUACUGCCAUCACUUAUACAUUCAAAGCAGACGCAUCGCACUACCAUGCCGUCGAUGUCCUCCGCGACGUCCAGCCGACUAACGAGGCAGGAGACUACGGGCUCGUCACUGUUGAAGGCGGAAAAGAGAUUUUCGAUUGUGUCUACAACAACUCUGGCGGAAGGCAGGAAUCCGGCGAUCAGGAUUCCAUCAGCGACUCUGAAGAGUCCAUCUCAGGCACCUCUUCCUCACCGGAUUCAGUAGAGCUCGACGAGAAUACAAUCGUCUGCUCAGACAUCCAAGAAGGUCCGUACGGUAGCACGGGCGUUCGCACCUUGCAAAUGACGAUCACAGCUGAGAAAGUGCCCAUGUUUACCGUUACAGCUUUGAGCGCUAAAGAUGGAUCCGGAACUGAUAGCGAGGGAACAAGCGACUCGAACGACGGUGUCGGUGCAGACGACGACUCUGGUGCAAUGUUACCGCUGAAGCUGGGUGUCUCCCUCGUUUGGCUGGGUAUUACUGGUGGGAUGUCGGUGUGGCUCUAG